AUGGUUGGUGUGCCUGGAAGAUCCAAGGGAUGUUUACCUUGCAGAAAACGCAAGAUCGGACGCCCGGCAUGUACUCAGUGUAUGCAGUCAACCCGAGAAUGCACCGGCUACCCCGAUAAAAAUGUAUUUGUCUUUGUCUCUCCAGGCUCAAAAAAGAAGCGCAGUGACGUUAAGGGUUGUAAAUCAGGAGAGGAGAAUACUUCAACAGCAUCGAUCGAUAGCAGAGAUAGCCUCGAGAUUACAGCCUAUAAGAAAAACCCGCUUUACCCCUUCACAGAAAACAGCAAUGCCAAUAGGAUGAUUAUGAGGAACAGCGACUGUAUCGGGUUGAUAAAUGCGUUCAUCUCUGACUGCUUCCCGCUGGACGAGCAGCACUUCGCUUAUACCUCUGACGGGAAGCCAUGGACAUAUUUCCUCACAGAGAUACCGAUGAAGUCCCGAGUUCUAGAAUCAGCGAGUGUAGCGCUGGCUGCAGCCUCACUGGGACGUAUGCAUGGUAAACCGCAAUUGUCGAGAGAAGGGCUCAAGUUCUACACUCGUUCACUUAACCAGCUACAGAAAGCCUUGUGGGAUAAGAAUAAGAUGCUUGAAGACGAGACUCUCUUUUCUUGUAUGGCGCUUAGCAUGUUUGAGGUAAUUGAGUGUCCGAGCAAUGGCAAAUCUGCCGUUGAAAGCCACUGUAAGGGGAUGAUGGAGCUGGUAAGAGCUCGUGGGGUGGCAGCACACACUUCUGGAUCAGGAUAUGCUUUGUUUCUGGCUAUGCGGCCAGCUGGAAUCAUGCAGGCUAUUCGUGAGGGGACACCGAACUUCUUGUCUGAGCCUGAAUGGAUGGAAGGGCCAUGGGCAAUAACCCCAAAGUCGCUAAUGGACCGUGUGCAAGACUGUCUAGCCCGUUAUCCAGCAAUUAUUCAGAAACGCUCUCAAUUCAAGUUCCUCGCGCCUGAUAAAAGGGUAGAACUUGCCCAGCAUCUGGUGCAUGAGUGCUGGGAAAUCGAGCGGAUGCUUGAUGGCGUUUAUGCAAAAAUACAGUCGACAGGACCCAAUCCUUCAUAUUGGCCUGUGCCGUCUAAACUGAAGGUACCUACCAAGGGCGGCCUCGUAUUCCCGAUGGCAUAUUGGUUCACUGAUCUAAUGUCAGCCUGGACGAUGAUUAUGUUCUGGGCCACACGAAUGAUGUUAUGGGUUGGGCUCUGCGAUCUUUACAGCCUUAUUGAGGGUAUUCAGCCCGACCUGGUUCGCGUAUCCUCAAGUACUGGACAGCCCUCCUCUGCCUCUCUGCCCCAGCUAGGCCACCGCAAGGAUUAUCUUCCCAUAGUACAUAGCAUCUGCCAGUCGGUAGAGUACUGCUUACAAGAAUCCAUGAGGAUGGCCGGUACAGUCACCGUUUCUAUACCAUUGGGAAUAUUGGUUGGAAAUCUAGCGCACCGGCCAGAGUAUGCACGGGAGAUCGCCUGGAUACAGGCUGUCACAGAUAUAGUCCGCAGGAGAGGCCUCCAGUUCAUCAUCCAUACUAUGGUCGUAUCCCUUGAUUUUGAUAGUUCGCCAUAA
Messenger RNA from Microsporum canis CBS 113480, 1548 nucleotides. RefSeq names its product C6 zinc finger domain-containing protein. The record is from RefSeq and is a predicted model, not a curated record. NCBI's taxonomy places the organism in Eukaryota, Fungi, Ascomycota, Eurotiomycetes, Onygenales, Arthrodermataceae. The transcript has 3 exons. Gene Ontology annotation, molecular function: zinc ion binding; DNA-binding transcription factor activity, RNA polymerase II-specific. Bases 1 to 1548 code for a protein of 515 amino acids. Gene Ontology annotation, biological process: regulation of DNA-templated transcription.